Messenger RNA from Ixodes scapularis (black-legged tick), 1695 nucleotides. Its product is annotated as 4-coumarate--CoA ligase-like 7. Lineage: Eukaryota; Metazoa; Arthropoda; Arachnida; Ixodida; Ixodidae. Gene Ontology annotation, molecular function: CoA-ligase activity. Bases 1 to 1674 code for a protein of 557 amino acids. The record is from RefSeq and is a predicted model, not a curated record. The transcript has 10 exons.
AUGCCUUGGGGAUGCUGCCCGUCGGGCCAGGUGAAGCCCGAGCCCAAGGCCAUCCUGGGCGACGACCUGGUGCUGCGUUCCAGCAACACUGAGCUCCUCGUGCCGCUUGUCUCGGUGCCAGAGUACCUGGAGGCCGUUUGCCGACACUUUGGUCCCAAGACCAGCUUUGUGGACGGGGUGACCGGCGCUGCGACCACGUUCUCCGAGCUGUGGCAGCAGACGAUGGCCUUUGCGGCCGCCUUCAGACACCGGGGUCUGACUCCGGGACAAAAGGUCUGCUUCCACGGCAGCAACCACGUGACGCUGUGGCCGGCGUUCCUCGGCAUCGCCAGCAUCCAGGGCGUUCUUGUCAUGGCCAAGGCGUCGCUCACCGUCCGAGAGCUACUUUACCAGCUCGAAGAUUCGCAGCCUACGUUCAUAGUCACAGAAGCCGGGCUCUUGGACAAAGUUCUCGAGGUGCGGGAGGCCGCCGGGAGCAUACAGGACAUUUUCCUGUUUUCGGACAGCGAGGACUACGUGACCCUGGACUCCCUUUUGGAAGAAGGCCUCGCUCUGGGGCCGGACAUGCCCCCGCUGGCCCGCAGCGACCCCCGGUCCACGCCUCUGACGGUGCUCUACUCGAGCGGCACGACGGGGCUGCCCAAGGGAGUGGUGUCCACGCACUUCAACUUUGUCAGCCAGAUGGUCCAGAUGGGGACCGAGGGCGAAAACAUGUGCAACUACACGGACGUGAUCGUACUGUGGCUGCCCAGCACGCACCUGUCGGGCGUCUUCUUCUGCCUGGUGGCCCUCGCCCAGGGGGCCACCGCACUCCUUUUUCCAGGAUUCAAGUUGGACCUGCUGCUCGCGGGCAUUCAGAGGUACCAGGCCACCCUGUUCCCCCUGCUGCCCACGUACGCCGCGGCGGUGUCCCAGUCCCCGCUGGUGUCGCAGUUCAACGUGUCGAGCGUGAGGACCAUCGGCAUCGGCGGAAACGCCACCCCGGAAGUCGUGGCCCAAGAGCUCGCACGCAUCUUCAACAUUGAGAGCCUCAUUCACGUGUACGGCAUGACCGAGUCAAGUGGCAUGGUGACGAUGACAUCAACACAUAGCAGGGACAUCAAGAGUGUGGGCUAUCCGUUGCCACUCACGGAAAUACGAGUUCUCGAUUUGGACACAGACAAGCCCCUGGGUAUCGACCGGGACGGAGAGAUCUUGGUUAGAGGACCCCAGAUUAUGCUUCAUUACCUUAACAAGCCUGAAGCCACGAGGAACGCAGUAGACCCUGAUGGCUGGUACCACACUGGUGACUUGGGACACUUUGACGGCGACGGUAAAGUGUACAUCGUGGACCGAGUCAAGGACCUGAUAAAGUGCAUGGACCAGCAGGUGGCGCCAGCCGAACUCGAAGACCUGCUCAUGACGCAUCCGCUCGUGGUCCAGGUGGCGGUGGCUGGGGUGCCGCACAACCCUUACGGGGAGGCAGCCAGGGCUUUCGUUGUGCUCUCGGAAGAAGCCGCUCACGUGCCCUUGGAGCGGAUCGUCCAAGAGUUAGAGACGCUUGUUGCCGAAACUUCGGCCCCUCACAAGCACCUGCAUGGUGGAGUCCAGUUUCUCAGUGAACUACCGAAGUCAGAGUCCGGGAAGUACCUUCGGAGAGAACUCCGAGACUUCUACCUCAGAUCCAUCUCCUAGUGCAGAAUCUGCGAGCUUUUA